CUUUGUUUGCUUUGGCUUUAAUAUUUUGAGCCCCUUCCCUGGUUUGAGACAUUGGACUAUUUCACUUUAACCCUUUGAAAAUAUUCCGUCCCUCACCUUGCAAUUCUAAGCUUUCUCUGUUUUUGUUUUACAGUGCUCAGUACAGAAUUAAACCAGCUGAUGACCAUGAAAGAUUCCAGCCUCUUCUUUCACAGCCUCCUAACAAUGAAUGUGUGCUAAAAUAGCUCUUCGGGGACACAGAGCACUGUUUAAAGUCGGUAGCUCAUUACUUCGUACAUUAUCCAAUCACCAGGUUCAGACAGUCGUUCUGUGGCAUAUUUAGGGAUAGGGAGAAUUCUUUCUAGGAAAAUUUAGGAUGGCACAUGCUCGUAUCUCAGCCAGCCUCCCCCCUGAUAUAGAUCCCACAAAAGCUCCUAUUGCGUUUGGAAGGAGGGCCCUUCCUAAACUGCGUGAGGAGUUACAUUCCCCUGAGCUGCUGACACAGCAGCGGGCAUUGAUGGCGCUCUGCGAUCUGGUUCAUGACCCAGAAAAUGUCUACCAGGCAAUAGAAAUAGGAUUCUUGGAUAACCUGAAGACUUUGCUGCUACAUCGCGACAGUACUGUCCGACAAAAAACAACAGAAAUCCUCUGUAUAAUGGCUAUGCAUAAUGUUGGCAGGCAAGGGUUGAUACAAAAUGGAGUGAUUUCGGCCCUCACUGAGCUCUUGGAUGAUCCAGUAGAUAUCUGUCGGAAGAACACACAUCAGAUUUUUGAAAUGAUGGCAAAAUUAUAUGAAGGGGCUGUUGACAUACUGCGUGCUGGUUUGAUUCCCUUACUCGUAUUCAAACUGGAGACUGAGCCGGAUGAAAUCCAGGAGCUAAUCCUUGAUACGCUCUCCAACUCGCUACGUGUGGAGGCUUCUGAAGCUCUAGCAACUGGUGCUGUUAUUAUCCUGAAGGAAAAGCUCACACACUCAUCAGUGGCCAUCAGAAGCAAAGCAGCUUGGGUUCUAUUAGAAAUUGGUACUCAUGCAGAGGGGAAAGGCGUGCUGUGUGAAGAGGUCACCCCCGCGCUGGUGAGCUUGCUGGAGGAUUCCGAUCCGCAAGUCCAAGCUAGUGCUGCAGGAGCGCUCAUGUUUGCUACUGUUAAACCUCAGGGGAGAUUCUCAGCCCUAGCUGCUGAAGCCAUUCCACCUUUACUGAAGUUGGUUGCUGAGGAAACCAUCAAAGCCCGUCUGAGUGCAAUCAAAACCCUCACCAUGCUGGCUGAGCUACCAGAGGGCCGCAAGACACUCCUAGAUCAUAUAGAUACAUUUCAGCAGUGCCUGAAUGAUCCCUGUGAGGCAGUGAAAAGAGCUGCCAAAAUUGCCAUCAGCGUCAUCAAAUGGAAACCUUGCUGAAGACAUGAUGUUUCAUAGAGAUCUAUUGCCCUCUGUUGUUGUCUGGCUGUAAAAGUUGUGUGAUUACAUGAGACCUUCAAAAACAAAACUCUUUUCCUCGGUUACUCUGGAUCAGUUCCUCCUGAGAAGUCAUUUGUCAACAGUUUCACAUCUAUAUUGCAGGUCACGAGCAGAGUAAUGGGGAAAAAGAAAAGUUAGGAGGUCUAGAAUUCUCCACUAGGAGUUAUUUCCUGAGUUACUGAGA
This is a messenger RNA of Athene cunicularia (burrowing owl), 1622 nucleotides long. It is a transcript of the gene RSPH14, whose product is annotated as radial spoke head 14 homolog. Gene Ontology annotation, biological process: vesicle-mediated transport; intracellular protein transport. Lineage: Eukaryota; Metazoa; Chordata; Aves; Strigiformes; Strigidae. The coding region runs from base 356 to 1378 and encodes 340 amino acids. The record is from RefSeq and is a predicted model, not a curated record. The transcript is spliced from 6 exons. Gene Ontology annotation, cellular component: membrane coat.